AUGGACGACUCCAUUUUGUUGCUUCUGCCUGACGACAGCGUCAACAUUAUCCAGCCAGACGCCACCGUCCACGUCAGCGAUGUCAUAGCUAUGUACCCUGGAUGCCACGUCAGCAGCCUCGACUCCGACGAAGCCGUCCUAUCAACCCACACCGUCCUCCUUCCGGGACGCACGUACCACGUCUUGACCCGCGGGGCGAUACUCCGGAGCGACUAUUCAGAAGAGAAAACUUUCAAGAAAUUGGCACAAGAGCCUUCCGUUGCAAAGGAGCGCGACAGCCCGUCGCCCGAGUCGGAUACGGCGAAACCCAACCUUGAAGCCGACGCACCUGCCGGCACCCGGCCUUUUAAAGGCGCUAGUAAUAGGCCAAAUCGGCGGUCGUGCGCGCUAAACACGGUGGAGCAGGCGGUCAGCGCGUUCGGCGCAUGCGUCGACGACACCACCAGCCGCGCCGGCGAGUUUGCGACCGAGAUGGCGAAACGCUUUGCUCCCGACGACGACCUAUCCCCCCCCGAAGCCCUUCCAGGCGACCAUUCACGCUACGCCAUGUGGAUGGACGAUGCGAACGCGUCUCGAAGGCGCACGAUCCCGCGAUCCACCACCUUCGAAUCAGGACCCGGAUAUGACGUCAGCGGAAUCACGAGCGGAAUGGCGACUUUCGCAAUGGCGGAUGCGAUGCCGUUCUCCGGCGAACACAUCGCCGCGCAUCACGCCAUGGAGCAAGAGCAGCAGCGGGUCGCCUCUCCAGUCGCCGCGCAUCUCGGCAGCCAUGCGGCAGCAUACCGCAGCCGACACCGACGGGUCGCUUCUCAGUCCCGCCUUUCCCCCGAUGGCCCCAACGGCCCCGCCGCUACCCCUCCCGCCGCUGACAGCUGGACCGGCCACGUAUCGCCAGCACAUCCGCUCACGCAACUCCCGCCCUUUGCUUACGCGGCGUCAACGCAGCUUUCUCCCGACUCGCUCUCGUCCAGCGGUUCUUUCUCCGAGUCCAACGGAUCUUUCUCCUCUGGACGCUCCUCCUCAAGCUCCAUCGCUCUGAUCACUCCCCAUGACAGCACAAGCCCCGGAUUUGCGGCUAAGUUAUUUCCACCUUCCAAGAGGUUCCCCAGCAGCGGCUCGGUCAAUGGCAGCAGCUGUGGCAGCAUUCCGAUUUCCGAACAGCAAGAGGAUUCGGGCGCCACCCCUCACGAUUCUCCUAGCCGUCCUAUCAGACUGCUGAGUGGCAGUUUUAGGGUGGUGUCUUCACCAGGAAGAGAAGACAAACGUGACGGGAAGCAUGACUCACACGGGAAGGCUUUGUUGUUAAAAUGGUUUUCCAAAAAGCACGGGGAGAGCAAUGAAGCGAAUUGCAGCCAUGGACGGAAAGCAGGUUCCAGCCGACUUUCUGGGUUGUACAUAGACAGCAGCAGUGGUACUUGGAGUGAGGAGUGGAGCUAA
Closterium sp. Yama58-4 is the source of this 1437-nucleotide messenger RNA. The record is from the annotation of a GenBank genome assembly. Lineage: Eukaryota; Viridiplantae; Streptophyta; Zygnematophyceae; Desmidiales; Closteriaceae.